Messenger RNA from Closterium sp. Naga37s-1, 868 nucleotides. NCBI's taxonomy places the organism in Eukaryota, Viridiplantae, Streptophyta, Zygnematophyceae, Desmidiales, Closteriaceae. The record is from the annotation of a GenBank genome assembly.
GGACUUGAGCGGCACCAAGCUGAGUGGCGAGCUGCCUGUUUCCAUCGGCAGCGCAACCAAGCUCACAUACCUCAAUCUGGGGUUUCUGAAUUUCACCCGAUUGCCCGCAUGGAUCAGCUCCCUCUCCAGCCUCGAAUACUUAGACGUGUCUGGCAUCACGGGCCAGCGCAUGCGCACCGCACCCUUCCCCACGGAGUGGAUGGCCCUCACACACCUGCACAACCUGUAUGCGGAUGACAAUGGGUUCACGGGCUCCAUUCCCAGCACCAUCUCCGCCCUCUCCAACCUCACGCAUCUGUCAUUGGGUUACAACUACUACAUUUCGGGAAGCAUACCCGACACACUGUCCACCCUCAAGUCCUUGUACUACCUACGGCUUGCCACGAACAACCUGUCAGGCUCCAUCCCCCCGUCCUUCACCGCUUUGUCAUCUCUCGCUGUCCUCAAUAUCAAGGAGAACCCUCUUUCCGGAGGCUUGGAGGCACUUUCAAACAUGAAGGAAAUCUUCUACCUCAUUAUCGGUUCAUGCAAUUUCUCGGGGCCCUUUCCUGAAUUGAAGGCGUUAACAAGCAUGGAUACCCUGGACAUAUCCAACAACCGCUUCACAGGAGCCUUCCCGGCAGUCGCGCUCCGUACGAGUGUUACUCUCAUCAACAUGUCCCGCAAUGCCUUCACAGGAGCUAUCCCUCCUGCCAUCUCCAACCUGCUCUACCUGUCAACGUUGGAUGUUCACGGCAAUGCAUUUACUGGCUCUCUCCCUGACAUUCUCUCUUAUGACAAGCUUGCUGAGCUGGACUAUGGCAGCAAUCAGUUCACAGGCGCCCUUCCUACCUCCUAUUCCCGCAUGUCCUCUCUGCAGCUGCUGUAA